GCGGUCAAAUGUCAAGCGUAUCCGGAUACGGUUGUUGAUUGGCAUGUCAACGCGUCAACAGCCAAUCGGACGCGACCACGGCGCCUGUCCGACACAACCCGGCCCGUCGCCGCCAGUCGCCAGAGCUCUGAGCCGAUGGACUGGACCUCGCUUCGCACCGCGUGCGUGGACCUCCAUGCCUACCACGUCAACGCGACCUCGGUCAUCGCGCCCGAUGCUGGCCCAUUGCGCGACCUCUACCACGCGUGUUUGCUGCUCGCCGGUGUCGUUCUCGGCGUUGGCCAGCCCCGCGUCGUCGUCAAGUACUUUGUCGCUCUUCACGCAAGCGUCCUCGCGCUCGGGACGCUGCAUGCACUGGGUGUGACCCAAGCAGAGGCGCGGCUGGCGCCACUCCUCGGUGCACUCCUCAGCGACCACCCGCAACUGGGUCUCCGCGCUGUCUUGGUCUUCUCGACCUUCAACUCGCUGCACGCGGCGCUCUCGCCGCUAUUGCCCUUCACAGUCGCCCUCGAUGUACUCGCGCUCGUAUCGAGUCUCGUGCUCGUGUACUUGGUGCCGGUCGCCGCCGUCCUCGAGCUCAUGCACCGCGUUGGCCCGUCGAUCGCCGCCUUGGUCCUUGUCACCACCAGCGUCUUUGGCUAUACGGGGUCGCUGGCGUGGCCGCUCCAAGUACUAGCGCUUAGCGCUAUCACAGUGGCGAUGCUCUGGUUGCAGUCGACGUCAGGCGCUCGCUUUCGGCGAAAAGUGUUGCGAUUGUAAAGUAAUAUUCGGAAAUAGAGUCGCACUCUGCAUGUCGUUUUGCUCUCGGUCGGCUUAUCGUGCACCGCUGUUGGGCAAACCCACCUCGUUUGAAGAAGCUCCUCUCUGAGAUACAGCUCCAAGGGCAGAAAGACCCUCAUCAAUAUGCGA
Molecule: messenger RNA, 909 nt
Organism: Saprolegnia diclina VS20
Lineage: Eukaryota; Oomycota; Saprolegniomycetes; Saprolegniales; Saprolegniaceae
Exons: 1
Coding region: 136-759 (207 amino acids)
Source: RefSeq, a predicted model, not a curated record